Molecule: messenger RNA, 602 nt
Organism: Arabidopsis arenosa
Lineage: Eukaryota; Viridiplantae; Streptophyta; Magnoliopsida; Brassicales; Brassicaceae
Source: the annotation of a GenBank genome assembly
AGCUACGAGUUUUCCGGUGAACUUCAAUAUCUCUCCUUUGAUUUUGGAUUUAUGGAGGCAGAUAAGGAUGAAAAUUGUUUGAUGGAUGUCAAAGAUCUAAAUUUCAUGAGGGAUACACAAUAUUGUGAUGAUGAGAUACUGGUUUCUACAAUUGAAGAGAAGGAAGAGGUACUUCAACCUCAUGAGUCGCUUGAGCCUGAGAAGAAUGUUGUUCUUGAGCUUGCUAGAGUAUUGAAGGCAACAGAGCAGGUUGUUGCUGGCAAGCUCUAUCGUCUUACUCGUGAAGUUAUUGAAGCUGGUGAGAAGAAGAUUUAUGAAGCUAAAGUUUGGGUGAAGCCAUGGAUGAACUUCAAGCAGUUUCAGGAGUUCAAGAAUGUUAUCCCCUCCUUCACUAUCUCUGACCUUGGCUUGAAAUCAGGUAAACAACUUUGAAGUGAACAUCAUCACACCGUGUCUGGUUUGGUAAUAUGAUAAUCGUAAUCUGCUUGUCAUUCUUUUGAUCAGUUAGUUAUAGUCACAGUCACCCAUGAUUUUCACCGUGUAGUUUAGUCUUUGGGAUGUAUAAGUGGAUAGAAGACAAAGAAUCAAGGACUGAAGACACC